AACAAGCAUUACCAUUUUGGGUUUUCUGUCUAAUUCCACUCAUACGAGUUCAACAUGCCUGAAAAUCCUUCAGCAGACAAGCAGCAGGUGCUGCAGAUCCUGGAUCGUCUACAAAUGAAACUACAUGAAAAAGGAGACACUUCACAGAGUGAAAAAUUGACUAUUUUGCAUAACACACUCAGGAGCCCCCUUUUUAACCAGAUACUGACUCUUCAGCAGUCCAUCAAGCAACUGAAGGAACAGCUCAAUUACAUGCCUUCAGACCGUUCAGUAGACUUUGACUUUACUAGGAAAGGGGUACUAGUGUUUGCUGAUAAAUCAGUUGCUAAUGGAAACUUGUCAAAAUCAGCAACACCUAGAUUACCUCUUCUAGUUCCAGAUUUAGAAGUUAAUGAAUUUAAUGCAAUCAUCCAGCAGAUGGCAAAGGGCCGACAAACAGAGUAUAUAAAUAUAGAAAAACCAUCUAUUGGUGGUCUUGGAUUUAGUGUGGUUGCUCUUAAAAAUCAAAACUUUGGAGAAGUUGGUAUCUUUGUCAAGGAAGUCCAGCCAGGAAGUGUAGCUGACAGGGAUCAAAGAUUAAAAGAAAAUGACCACAUACUGGCCAUUAAUCACACCCCUUUGGAUCAGAACAUUUCCCAUCAGCAGGCGAUUGCGCUGCUCCAACAGUCCACAGGAUCUUUACAUCUGGUGGUUGCCAGGGAGCCAGUCCAAAGAAAUAGCAGAACCUCUGCUGUCUUAAGUGACAUAAAUCCACCAGAGACUAUUCACUGGGGCUGUGUUGAAGAUGUCGAGCUGAUUAAUGAUGGCUCAGGAUUGGGUUUUGGAAUUGUGGGAGGAAAAUCAAAUGGUGUAGUUGUAAGGACUAUUGUUCCUGGGGGAUUAGCAGAUCGGGAUGGGCGACUCAAAACAGGAGAUCACAUCCUACAGAUUGGAGGAACCAAUGUACAAGGAAUGACCAGUGAACAAGUUGCUCAAGUGUUGAGAAACUGUGGGAAUUCUGUAAGCAUGGUGGUUGCAAGAGAUCCAGUAUGUGAAGUUACUGUGACUCCACCAACUCCUGUGAGCUUGCCUGUUGGUGCAUUGCCCUCAUUUCAGAGCAGAGGUGAUAAUGCCACCCUUUUUGACACCUAUGAUGUGGAACUUAUAAAAAAGAAUGGACAAAGCUUGGGUAUAACUAUUGUUGGAUAUGCUGGAACAGCUGAUCUUGAUUCCUCUGGGAUUUUUGUGAAAAAUAUAAUACCUGGCAGUGCUGCAGAACACAGUGGAUGUAUACAAGUGCAUGACAAAAUUGUUGCUGUUGAUGGAAUUAACAUUCAAGAUUAUACCAACCAACAAGUGGUGGAAGCAUUGCGUAAUACUGGACAGGUCGUACGCCUUACAUUGCUUCGAAGGAAAACUCCUUCUGCUUCUUUCUUGACUGGAAAAUCUUUAGAUACAGUGCAACCAAAUAUGCCAGCCUUAAUAUUGUCUGGAGCUGUAGAGACUGAAACUAAGUUGGAUAGUGAUAAUGAGGAAGAUCAAGAGCAGAAAGAUAACUUUGAAAAUGAAAAGAAGCAAAGUCUGCAUAAAAUAGGAAGAAUCCCAGACACUUCAGAAAAUGAGUUGAAAUCCAAGUGGGAAAAACUGCUGGGACCUGAUUAUGAAGUCAUGGUUGUCAGUGUGGACAUGCCAAUUACAGAUGAUGCUGAGCUCCAGAAGUAUUCAAAGCUAUUGCCUAUCCACACUUUAAGAUUGGGAGUUGAACUUGAUACAUUCGAUGGACAUCAUUACAUAUCAUCAAUUGCUUCUGAUGGUCCAAUUGCUAUGCUUGGCCUCCUCCAGCUGGAAGAUGAACUUCUAGAGGUAAAUGGAGUCCAGCUUUAUGGAAAAUCCCGCCGUGAGGCAGUUUCUUUUCUUAAAGAAGUACCUCCUCCAUUCACUCUGGUUUGUUGUCGGCGCCUUUUUGAUGAUGGCAACGAGUCUUUUGUGGAUGAGCUCAGCACCAUUGAGGUUUCAUCUCCAGAACCAAAGACGAUACGUGAAGUAAACCUUAAUCCUGAGGAGGAGGAAGAUGGAGAAUUAGCAUUAUGGUCUCCUGAUGUGAAAGUCAUUGAGCUGGAGAAACACAGUAAAGGCUUAGGAUUCAGCAUUUUAGAUUAUCAGGAUCCCUUAGAUCCAACGCGAACCGCCAUUGUGAUCAGCUCUCUGGUAGCGGGUGGUGUAGCUGAACGUGGGGGUGAAUUGCUACCAGGAGACCGCCUGGUUUUUGUAAAUGAGAAAUAUUUGGACAACAGUACGCUAGCAGAGGCAGUAGAAGUGUUGAAAUCUGUGCCCCUGGGUAUGGUUCGCCUUGGCAUCUGCAAACCUUUGAUGGGAGAGAGCAAUGAAAAACAGAACACUUGCACUGUGGAUCCCAGCACUGUCAAAGGCAGCUAUGGAUCUCCAGCACCCAUGGAUGAUUUUCAUUCAUCAGUAAUACUUGAGGCACCACAGGGUUUUAGAGAUGAAACACCCUUUAAAGAAGAAGUUGUUGAUGAACCAGUUCUGGAUCUGAGGAGGUCCCUUCAGCUACCUCAGAAUGAAUCGGACAGUGAGAGAGAGUCCUGGGAAAUGCAUGAAUUUCUGAAGCCUGCAAUAGAAGAAGUUGGUGAAGAACAGGAAAUGUUAGUGGAUGAUGAGUAUGAUGUGGACUUGAACAUUUUUAGGUACAACUCAUCAUAUGUAAAGGAAACAACUCCACCUGUAGAGGAGAACCUGAGCCCUACAGGACAGUGGGUAAAGCUACUUGAGCCAACUGAAAUACAAGAAUUAAGUUCCACACUUGCCAUAAGUGCUAAUCAGACCCCACAGUAUCCGUAUGAUGAUGAGCAAAUGUAUGAAGAAAAUCUCAGUAGACAUUCACUGUCUUCUGGAGGCGCAGCAGAAAGCAGCAGUCAAAAAGGCAUGUUUGAUAUGGAAAUGACCAAGUCAGUAACAAAAGGGCUUCAUAAUGACUCAAAAAGAGCUGGGUUAGUUGAAGAGUUUGAAGCUACUGACAGGGAUGAGCUGAAGGUGGAGAGUUAUACUCUUACCAGGAACCAGGAACGUGGGAAAGCUUCUGUUGCUGCUCAGCCUAGAGCAGUGUUGUCCAGUGAAUUACCUGAGCGAGAAGAAGGAGAAGGAGAAGAAACCCCAAACUUCAGUCACUGGGGACCAGCCCGAACUGUUGAAAUCUGUAGAGAUCCUCAUGUGUCUCUUGGAAUCAGUAUUGUUGGUGGUCAAACUGUCAUAAAGCGUCUAAAGAAUGGCGAGGAACUUAAAGGCAUCUUUAUCAAACAAGUCUUGGAAGACAGUCCAGCUGGAAGAACAAAGGCCCUUAAAACAGGAGAUAAAAUACUUGAGGUGUCGGGAGUAGACUUACAAAAUGCCACGCAUGAGGAGGCAGUUGAAGCUAUCAAGAAUUCUGGGAAUCCUGUUGUUUUUGUUGUUCAGAGUUUGUGUAGCACUCCAAGAAUGGUUUCUUCAGUGCAACCUAAGAAAAAUAAAGUCCACAAAGACCAGGAAUCAGAAGGGGAAAACCAGAAUGAAAAGAGAAAUUGUGGGGCACCACCACCAAUGAAACUGCCACCUCCGUAUAAAGCACCCAAAACAUUCCAAGCAGAGGAGGAGGAGGAGGAGGAGGAAGAGGACGAUGCUUUUACAGAGCAGAAAAUCAGGCAAAGAUAUGCUGAUCUGCCAGGAGAAUUGCACAUUAUCGAGCUUGAAAAAGAUAAGAAUGGGCUUGGACUCAGCCUUGCUGGUAACAAGGACAGGUCUCGUAUGAGCAUCUUUGUGGUUGGCAUCAAUCCCAGUGGCCCCGCAGCGAGAGAUGGAAGAAUGCAUAUUGGUGAUGAACUUUUAGAGAUAAACAAUCAGAUAUUGUAUGGAAGAAGCCAUCAGAAUGCCUCUGCAAUAAUUAAGACCUCCCCAUCAAAGGUCAAGUUGGUUUUCAUUCGAAAUGAAGAUGCACUCAACCAGAUGGCUGUUACUCCUUUCCCAUUACAAUCCAGCUCCCAAUCUUCUUUUGAGGAUCACAGUGGCACUGAACCUGCAAGCAGUGAAGAAGAUACCAGCUCGGAAGUUGUCGUGAAAAGCUUGACUGAAGAUAAAUGCAUCAAAGUAGAUGUCAAAAACAAGGCUGACAAACAGGUGUUGAUGGUGAAUCAACAGGAGGUAGAAGAACCACUUCCAGGAAAUUUAAAACAAUCCAAGACUUCAGUAAAAGUGCCUAUUGGUUUACAUGAGAUAUCUCUGGUGCCAGCGCCUAUUUAUCUUCCUCCAGAAGCGGAGCUCACCAACCGAAGGAACCUGCCACCUCCGUUGCCAGUGGAUCCAGCAACAUGUCCCAUUGUUCCUGGGCAGGAGAUGACUAUAGAGAUAUCCAAGGGGCGAUCAGGCCUUGGUCUCAGCAUUGUGGGAGGAAAAGAUACUCCACUUGAUGCUAUAGUUAUUCAUGAAGUUUAUGAAGAAGGCGCAGCAGCUAGAGAUGGCCGACUUUGGGCUGGUGAUCAAAUUCUUGAGGUGAAUGGAAUUGAUUUGAGGAAUGCUAGUCACGAAGAAGCUAUCACAGCCUUGAGACAGACACCUCAGAAGGUACAACUGGUUGUUUAUAGGGAUGAAGCUCAGUAUAAGGAUGAAGAGAAUUUGGAGAUUUUCUAUAUAGAUCUACAAAAGAAAACCGGCCGAGGACUAGGGUUAAGCAUUGUUGGAAAACGAAAUGGAAGUGGAGUGUUUAUCUCUGACAUUGUUAAAGGAGGCGCUGCAGACCUUGAUGGGAGAUUAAUUCAAGGAGAUCAGAUCUUAUCUGUUAAUGGAGAGGAUAUGAGAAAUGCCUCGCAAGAGAUUGUUGCCACUAUACUCAAGUGUGCCCAAGGGCUGGUGCACCUAGAGAUUGGAAGACUGAGAGCUGGUUCUUGGAUAUCAUCGCGAAAAACCGCACAAAGCAAUCAGGUGAACCAGCAGAGCGUGUAUAGCCACUUCCAUCCUGCACUGGCUCCAGUCAUCUCCACCUUGCAGAAUUUUGUGAGCACCAAGAGGUCGUCAUCAGAUUCUUCCCAGAGAAAUUCAGUAGGAGCAGAUAUGGGUCCAAGGACUGUAGAGAUAACAAGGGGACUAAAUGAUGCCCUUGGUAUCAGUAUAGCAGGAGGGAAGGGAAGCCCAUUAGGAGAUACACCAAUCUUUAUUGCCAUGAUUCAAGCUAGUGGAGUAGCAGCACGUACACAAAAGCUCAAAGUUGGAGAUCGGAUUGUAAGCAUUAAUGGGCAACCUUUGGAUGGGCUGUCUCACGCAGAUGCUGUUAAUCUACUAAAGAAUGCUUAUGGGAGCAUUAUCCUGCAGGUUGUAGCAGAUACCAAUAUCAGUGCCAUAGCCAGUCAGCUGGAGAGCAUGUCUGCUGGAUGUAACCUUAACACCCCUUCUGACCACCACUCAGAAGAUUCAGAAGCACCUCAGCCUAAGAUUAUUACUUUGGAGAAAGGCUCAGACGGACUGGGUUUUAGUAUUGUAGGGGGGUAUGGAAGUCCCCAUGGAGACCUGCCCAUUUAUGUCAAGACUAUAUUUGCCAAGGGAGCAGCUGCAGAUGAUGGCAGAUUGAAGCGUGGCGAUCAAAUUUUAGCAGUUAAUGGAGAAGCUCUGGAAGGUGUUACUCAUGAACAAGCUGUAGCUAUUCUGAAACGCCAGAAAGGAACUGUAACAUUAACAGUGUUAUCAUGAAUCUCAUUGAACUUGCAGAGAUGAAUGCAAUUAUUUUAGAACAUUGGUAGAGCUGCUGUAAUAAUGUACAGUCCUGAGUGAGAUGAAAAGCAAACUUCAGCUAAGAUUAUCAUAUUUGUAUCCCAUUGCCUGAAUGGGUUGUAUAUAGCUAUGGUUUCAUUUAGUCUUAUAAAUGAAGCGUACUGGUCAGUAAUUUUUUUUCCUAUUACUUCUCAGAUAUCUUGUCACUUCUGUUUUCUCUCAACAAGGUUAACUUAGAAAACUUUAAUAAGUAUCAUACUUACAAAAAUAUCAGUCUAUCCCAGACCAAUCCCUAGUAUAACUGCAGAAGCUGGAAUUAACAACCAACACACAAAAGAGAAUUUAGAAUAUUGUUUGAUCUCAUCUGAUGAGCAGAAAUAAAUGCUAAGUGACUUGUCAUCUCGCUCAUGAUUUACUUAUGCUAAUUGUCCCUUCAAGUAUGCCAGAAAACAUUAGCAAUGUAAUUAAAUUACCACUGUUCCAAAUGAUGAAAUAUCAAAUUCUCCUCUGGGAAAUUAUUUGUGCUCUGCACAGUAAGUCUGAUAGUCAAAUGCUAAGUUCUCAUAGCUAUCUCUCUGGAUAGGUCUAGGGAAGUUAGUCAGUGAUAAUUAAGAUGAUAUGUCAAUUUGAAGCCUUUAACUUUGGGGGAAAACUGGAGGAAAACUGUCUUUUUCCAUCUUUUAGAAUCUCUCUCCAAGUCUUUUACUAUAUUCAUGCAAAGUGAGCAACAUGUUUUAUUCUGUUCUAAUUAAAUGUUUAUAGAGCAAGAGCUGUUUGGGCUGAGAUGUUCUGUUACAGUGCAGCUGUAAUUGUGCUGAGUUGCAGCACUAGUGUCCAUAAUUUUAAUUGUACAAAGGCCAAAGUUUGACUCAAUAAUGUGAUAUUCUAAUUCAGCGGGCAUGAAAGCUAGUGAGUUAUCAUCCCCCUGCACUGUGAUUCCCAGCAGCACUGAGGACUAAAUGAAGGCAGCCUGAACCAGUGAACCAUUUGCAAGCUUCCAGCAGCCCGCAUGGUGUCAGCUUGUGUGAGAAGGAACCUUUGCUUUAUCCUAAAGGACAGUUCUUCAUCCAGCAAGCCUGUACUUCAGAUUGCUAAAGUCUGUUUUUGUACAAUGCCACUUAGUGAUUUAGCAAGUGAACUGGGCAAGCAGAUUAGUGGUAAUUCAAGCUGUUGUAGUUUAAUUGCUCUAACUGCAUGAAUACUGAUGACAUGCAGAAAGCAGCUCAGUGUAAUAUAGAUAUAAUUUAUGAUGAAGCAGCAAGGAAAGUGAAUCUGGAAAAAAGAGGGAGACUAUUGAAAUCAGCCAGUUUUGUGGGAAAUAAUUUCUCCAUGAAUGGAAUUCUGCUGGCACGCAGCGUUUUAAGUAACACUAGUAAAAGGUUUGUGUUAUAAGUAUGGUUUAACUGGAACGUGUAUUCUUGUGAUUGUAUAAAGAAAAGUAUAAGGAAUAGAUAAAGUAAGCAAGAUGUGAUCAGUUGUCAUUGAAAAUAUUUUCCUUAUUUCCUUUAAAAUGAUAUCUAACUAUUUGGUAAUCACUAAGUGCAUUAACCUGUUGGAAUAUUAUGUGGGUAUUCCAUAAAUAGUGCCUGAAAGAGACCUAUGUUUUGAAAUGGAUUUUCAUUGGGUUGGUUGAUUUGUUAAUGUGAAAUGUUAGUGAAAUCUUAUUUAUAAAACGCACAAAAAUUUGUCCAGCUAUACCAAUUUGGGGAAUUUUUAACAAGUUGUCUUUGAUUUCCAUGUUAUACAAAAGUUACACAUACUUAGAUGAAUCUUGAAGAGGUAUCUUGAUAAUAUAUUAUUUAAGUUGUAACCUAAAUCUAAAGAAUAUUCUGUCUGUCAUCAAAAAUCCAUUAAAUGCAUUCUUUUUAAAUAUUGCAACACAUAAUUAAGUUUUACAUGACCAUUUUUCAUGCUCUUAUGCACAUACUGUUGAUAUAAAAAUUUAGACUUUAUGGGCUGAGAUAUUUGCACUUCUCAUUGCUCAGAUUGGAGAUAACACUAUUGCUUCAUGUAAUUUGCACUUUUUCUCUGUGUUAAGUAUGUUACUGCCAAAAAUUGCAUUGCAUUGCAACUAAUUGAUAAACCAGUGACCAUGUGGAAAAGCAAGUGCUGUAUAUAAAGGACCAAGUUACAUAAUCAAAUUUGCAUUGCGCUUGUCUGGGUCUAGGUGUUCUGGUUUGUUUAAAACUUUAUCUGUCUCUGUGCAAGGGCAAAAAGCAAUGAAACAAAUUGACUGUAUGUUUAUGUAUAUCAGUAAAAUAAGAUGUUUUAUGACUUCCAAAGAUUCUAAUUAAAGUUCAAU
This is a messenger RNA of Alligator sinensis (Chinese alligator), 8032 nucleotides long. It is a transcript of the gene PATJ, whose product is annotated as PATJ, crumbs cell polarity complex component. Gene Ontology annotation, molecular function: protein binding. Lineage: Eukaryota; Metazoa; Chordata; Crocodylia; Alligatoridae. The record is from RefSeq and is a predicted model, not a curated record. Bases 55 to 5709 code for a protein of 1884 amino acids. The transcript is spliced from 45 exons.